This is a messenger RNA of Aaosphaeria arxii CBS 175.79, 990 nucleotides long. RefSeq lists its product as uncharacterized. Lineage: Eukaryota; Fungi; Ascomycota; Dothideomycetes; Pleosporales. The transcript is spliced from 2 exons. Gene Ontology annotation, molecular function: structural constituent of ribosome. Gene Ontology annotation, cellular component: mitochondrial large ribosomal subunit. The record is from RefSeq and is a predicted model, not a curated record. The coding region runs from base 20 to 592 and encodes 190 amino acids.
ACCAACUCCAACCGUCACAAUGCCUCCGCCAGCAGUACAACUCGCUGAAACCCUUCCGCCACGGCUCCUUCGAUUUUUCCAAAGGUUCCCCCCGCCAGCAUUGACACCCAAUCGACCCGUAAAGCCGUCGCAAAUCCCUGUCGUUGCUUCCACCACCUCCUCCGCCGACCCAAAUGCUCCUGCUUUAGAAUCUGCCACGCCAGAAGCUCCUCUCUCAGCUCCUGUUGAGCCCGAACUACCAUACCACAAUCCUUUCCAACCCCGCAAAAACUACCGAACCGGAAAAUGGCAUGGCCCAGUUUAUGGCCUGCGGCAACAGGCAGACCUUGUUAAGGUUGCGCAAAAGUACGGCGUGCUAGAUCUCCUUCCUUACACAAUUAAGAAGCCAGGCGAGAAGGAGAAGAGGAGGAUAGAGAGAGGUCUCAUGGUCAAGGGUACUGGUGUGGGCCAGAAGGUGAAGGGAAAGCUGUGGGAGCGAACGCUCAAGGGACGAUUAGACAAGAGGAGGGAGGCUAUGUUGAAUAUGCCAGCGUUGAUACAGGAAUGGAAGCAGAAAGGACAUGGUCGCGGUUGGAAGAAGUGGCCGAAAUGAUUGUGUGCUACAAUUUAUCAAGAACACAAUUCAUCAGGUGGAGUUUUACUUCCGCCGUGUAUUUUUCAAUAAGCAGGCACAUCUGCUAUGUAUACCUACGCAUGUACAGGUCGCCACGAGCGCAUUUAAGCGGAGUAUGGGAGAACUGGCAAGCAAUAAUGAUUAGCUUGUACACAAAACAUCUCAAUGAAAUAACGCCAAGAGAGACGGGCGGAUUACAUCACUAGAUUCAUGUGUGGGCUAAUUGUAGGUUGCUGAUGAAAUACUAUUGCGAGCGUGGGGUAUCUGAUUAAUUAACAACGAACCAUUGUCGCGCAAAAGAGUCGGGUUCCUCCAAACGAUUGUGUGGCCUGGUUCUGCCUUAUCGAUCCCUGAUACAAUCAUCUAUGAUCUUGCUG